CGGGUCUCUUUCUAUUUUAACCAAACCUAGCAGAUAGAUAGAUGUGAUGGCGUCCUCCGUGCCGGUGAAGAUAGGAAUCAUUGGCGGCUCAGGCCUUGAUGAUCCAGAUAUCCUGGAGGGAAGAACAGAGCAUUACGUUGACACACCCUAUGGAAAGCCAUCAGAUGCUUUGAUAUUGGGGAAGAUCAAAAAUGUGGAAUGUGUGCUCCUGGCAAGACAUGGGAGACAGCACACCAUCAUGCCAUCGAAUGUUAACUACCAGGCCAACAUCUGGGCUCUCAGAGAGGAAGGCUGCACUCAUCUGGUGGGCACCACAGCUUGUGGCUCCCUGAGGGAAGAGAUUCAGCCUGGAGACAUCGUCAUCAUCGAUCAGUUCAUUGACAGAACCACCAAGAGGCCUCAGACGCUGUAUGACGGGCAGCCCACCAGUCCGCCGGGUGUCUGCCACAUCCCCAUGGCUGAGCCUUUUUGCAACAAAACCAGAGAGGUUCUGGUGGAGGUGGCGCGGAGUUUGGGCGUCAAGUGCCACGUGCGAGGGACCAUGCUGACCAUUGAAGGACCCCGUUUCUCCUCUCGGGCUGAGAGCCUGAUGUUCAGGCAAUGGGGCGCUGACGUCAUCAACAUGACCACCGUCCCAGAGGUGGUCCUCGCCAAAGAGGCUGGCCUGUGCUACGCCAGCAUCGCCAUGGCAACAGACUACGAUUGUUGGAAGGAACAUGAAGAGGCGGUUUGUGUCGACAAUGUCCUGAAGACGAUGAAAGAAAACGCAAACAAAGCCAGCAGCAUCCUGCUUACUGCCAUACCACAGAUCAGUCAGAUGGACUGGACUCAGACCGUGAAGAACUUAAAAACGAUGGCUCUGUGUUCAGUAAUGUUACCAAAGCACUGAGUUGGCAAUCAAAACUUGGACCAGAGGAGGAGGAGGAAUAAUCCCACACAAACACGUGCACGUAUCCAGUCACUGACGAAACGGCGCCCAACUCUGCUUAAGGAUUCAUAAUUGGUGAAUCAUUGAGAAGUGCCUCACAGGAAUAAUGCACCGGUUGUUUGUGUCUAGCUGGAGCUUAGGGACUUUCCUUUUUUGAAAUGCACCUCGAAGCUUCAUGCUGAUUCACAGGUCAAUCCUUUUCACCCUUUGAUCCAUGCUUUUUAAAAGUCUUGAAAUUAUACUUGAUAUGUUGCAGAGUGAUAUAUUUUGUAUUUUAUAAACCUUUACACUUUCUAUAUGUCCUGCCUUUAAACUGUCCAUCUUAGUCGCAAUUUAACCAGAUGGAAAGAUGAACUUGCACGUUUAGCACCUACAAGUAUUAUAUCAGUCUUGAUCUCAAUACAGCAGUUAAAUUUUGAUUUUUAAAUCUCCAGAUCAUAAAAAUAUUUUUUUUGCUUUUUUAGUAAAUUGCUUUUUGGUAUAAUCUUUUUCUUUCUGCUAUCUUACAAUUAAUUGACAAUAGAACUUGCAGUUUAAGUGCUACAUGUAGUUUUUGCAGAACAUAUAUUUCAUGCAAAUUUAUAAAAUAGGAAAACUGUAGGUUUAUCCGUAAGUCCAGCGUUUCAAUUCACUUAAAUCAUGUUUUGUGUUCUAUCUUGUUAUUUUGUUUGCCUUUACUUUUCAUUGCUCUGUGUGUUGCACAAUAUCCAGCUCACUUG
Cyprinodon variegatus (sheepshead minnow) is the source of this 1647-nucleotide messenger RNA. It is a transcript of the gene mtap, whose product is annotated as methylthioadenosine phosphorylase. Gene Ontology annotation, molecular function: S-methyl-5-thioadenosine phosphorylase activity. The record is from RefSeq and is a predicted model, not a curated record. Gene Ontology annotation, cellular component: cytosol. Gene Ontology annotation, biological process: nucleoside metabolic process. Bases 47 to 889 code for a protein of 280 amino acids. The transcript has 8 exons. NCBI's taxonomy places the organism in Eukaryota, Metazoa, Chordata, Actinopteri, Cyprinodontiformes, Cyprinodontidae.